AUGGAGGAGCAGCUCGACGUCUUCAAGCGCAACCUCGAGGCGUUUGCGCUCAAGUACAAGAAGGACAUCAACAAGAACCCCGAGUUUCGGCGACAGUUUCAGAUCAUGUGCCAGUCUAUCGGCGUCGAUCCGCUUGCCUCUAAGAAGGGGUUCUGGUCAGAGCUGCUGGGCGUGGGCGACUUCUACUAUCAUCUCGCCGUGCAGAUCGUCGAGGUGUGUCUGCGAACGCGAGGGUCGAACGGUGGGCUGAUCGAGCUCAGCGAGCUCAAGCGCCACCUCGAAAAGAAGCGCAAGGGCGAAGGCGGCAUCUCUGAUGACGACAUUGAGCGGGCGAUCAAGAAGCUGAAAGAGCUGGGCGAGGGAUUCGACAUCUUCACCGUCGGUUCCACCAAGAUGGUGCAAUCUGUGCCUUGUGAGCUCAACAGCGAUCACACGGCCGUCUUGGCUCUGGCGCAGGGCACCAACUUCGUGACUUCGUCUUUGGUGCAACGGAAGCUCGGAUGGAACCCCCAGCGAAUAGCCACGGCUCUGGACCUGCUGCUGCAGGAGGGCAUGGCAUGGAUCGACGAUCAAGCGGAGGAGAGGGAGCGACGCUACUACUUUCCCUCUCUCAUGACCGCGAAAUGA
Messenger RNA from Acanthamoeba castellanii str. Neff, 627 nucleotides. RefSeq names its product ELL complex EAP30 subunit. The coding region runs from base 1 to 627 and encodes 208 amino acids. Gene Ontology annotation, biological process: protein transport to vacuole involved in ubiquitin-dependent protein catabolic process via the multivesicular body sorting pathway. The transcript has 8 exons. Gene Ontology annotation, cellular component: ESCRT II complex. NCBI's taxonomy places the organism in Eukaryota, Discosea, Longamoebia, Acanthamoebidae. The record is from RefSeq and is a predicted model, not a curated record.